UCUACUCACUCUUUUGUUGCCCAGCUGAGCCUAACAACAGCAGCAUCAACUAUUCAGCUAUGUACUAAACUAAAACUGUCGGCCGAUCAUCCAUCGGACAGGAGACCAACCCCUUGUUGGCUUGGACUUGGGAAGUUGUGGUUUGUGAAGAAGGUGGGUGCUUGCUCUUCAUUAGUCCUUCCAAAAUCCAAGGACAAACCAAUUGCUGUUGGUAGCUUUUUGGUUGCUUGAGUUGAGGGAGGGACGUUAUAUUAUAUAUCAUGUCCAAGUUAUAAGAGGUUAUCCAAUUCAAGAAUCGUCAGUACAUCAGCACAGAAGAGUAGAGCUGAGGAAAUAAUAGUCAGAAUUACUGAUGGGUUUUCUUUCGACCACCAAGCCAAUAUCAUCUAUUGAUCAAUGCUGCUACUCUUGUUGUAAUGCCUUCUUUUUCUUGCGUCCCCGCAUUAUUCCCAGUUCUACUCCUCCACCACCGCCACCAUAUCCCAUUUCCAUGUUGAAUUCUAGUAGUACGAGGAAAUCCGUUGUUGUUUGCCACAGUUCUAAAGAAUCCUCAGCACUCGUGAUGUCACAUUUGCACAACGCUACUACCAAGUUGAACAUUGCAAGAAGGAGGAUGAGGAGGAGGAGGAGGAGGAGUUUGUUAGUAUUCUGUAAUACUAAUGGUGGCAACAGCAACGAGGACGAAAAUGACGGUGGGCAGGGGCGAGAAGCAGAAGAAGAGAAAAAAGAAGAAGAAGAGGAAGUUGUUUCCCCAGAAAACAAGGCCAUCAUCAAUGCUUGCCUUGUUGGUCUCUUCACUGGCAUUGGCGUUGUCCUCUUCAAUAUUGCGGUGGAUGAAAUCCGAGAUGUUUUCUGGGAUGGAAUUCCUGAUCGAGGUGCCUCAUGGCUAAGAGAGGAGCCAAUUGGAGUAAAAUGGGGACAUGUUAUUUUAAUACCUGCUUGUGGGGGUUUGUUGGUUAGCAUGUUAAAGCUGUUCCAAACUGCUAUAGAGGAGCCCAAGAAUUGGAAUUUGUCAUCUAAUGUAAAAGCAACACUAGACCCAAUUUUUAAGGCAGUGGCUGCUUGUAUCACCUUGGGCACUGGGAACUCAUUGGGACCAGAAGGUCCUAGUGUUGAGAUAGGUGCAUCUAUUGCCAAGGGAGUGGGUACCUUGUUCGACAACAGUUCUCAGGGAAAGCUAUCCCUCAAGGCUGCAGGGUCUGCUGCUGGAAUUGCCUCUGGGUUCAACGCAGCUGUUGCAGGCUGCUUUUUUGCAGUAGAGGUCGUGUUGUGGCCAUCGCCAGCAGAGUCAUCCUCCUCAUUGACAAAUACAACUUCAAUGGUCAUUCUUAGUGCUGUGAUAGCUUCCGUAGUUUCAGAAAUUGGUCUUGGCUCUGAACCUGCCUUUAUAGUGCCGAAUUAUGAAUUCCGUUCACCAAGUGAACUGCCUCUUUAUCUUUUGCUGGGUACGGUGUGUGGCUUGGUUUCCCUUACCUUAUCUCAAUGCACAGCAUUUAUGAGAGUAGCUGUCGACAAUAUUGAGAAGAUUACUGGCGUUCCAAACACCAUUUUCCCCAUAUUUGGUGGUUUCACUGUUGGUUUAAUGGCAUUAGCAUAUCCAGAAAUUCUUUACUGGGGUUUUGAGAAUGUUGACCUUUUAUUAGAAUCUCGCCCUCUUGUGGAAGUUCUUUCUGUCAAUCUGUUGCUUCAGAUCGUGGCAGUCAAAAUUUUAGCUACCUCUCUGUGUCGGGCAUCUGGAUUAGUUGGAGGCUACUAUGCACCAUCGUUGUUUAUUGGUGCUGCUACUGGAAUGGCAUAUGGAAAAGUUGUUAGCUUUGUGUUUUCUCAAUCCAAUCCAAUUUUUCAUUUACCCUUCUUGGAAGUUGCAUCACCACAAGCAUAUGGCCUGGUUGGUAUGGCUGCUACUCUAGCAGGCGUAUGUCAGGUACCUCUUACAGCAGUUUUGCUUCUUUUUGAGUUGACACAAGAUUAUCGGAUAGUUCUACCCCUUCUAGGAGCUGUGGGGCUGUCGUCGUGGAUUACAUCUGGGCAGACAAGAAGAAAGGGAGUUGCGGGAACAAAGAAAGUCAAUAAUGAGAAUGCCUUUUUAAAUCAGCAGCCUGAAAUAUCUUCCUCCAGCUCACCACUUGUAUCUUCUGCCAAUUCUGUUGUUGAAAAAGCAUCAGAUGAAAGCAACCUUGGUGAACUUGGGAGGUUAGUUUAUCUGGGCGGGCCCAAUGAUAAUACAAAUGGCAUCACGCAGAGGAUUCUGGUCGCACAGGCCAUGAGAACCCGCUAUGCAACAGUCAUGAUGAGCACUUCAGUAGCAGAAGCAGUGUCGCUCAUGUUAGCAGAGAAGCAAUCUUGUGCAGCCAUAGUUGAUGAUAAGGAUCUUCUGAUUGGGCUUCUUACUCUUGCUAAUAUACAACAAUUCACUGAAUUAUCAAAGGCAAAAACUAAAAGUCCUAAGGAGCUUACAGUAUCUGAAGUAUGUGCACCUGAAGGAGCAGAGUGUCAGAUACCACUGUCUGUAACACCAAAUAUGAGUCUCCUUUCUGCUCAAACUCUGAUGUACAGACAUCGUAUGAGUCAAGUACCAGUUGUUCAGGAUCAGGGGCACCCAGUUGGCCUCUUGGACAAUGAAUGCAUCAGUCUGAUAUGCCGAGGGCUAGCAAUUGGUGAACGCCUCCAACAGUUUCCCUCACUGGAAAGAUUGAAGAAUUGAUAUUUUGGAAGGUCUAACCUUUUUGCACAGUUGAUCUGACCUUGCUGUCAUGACUCAUAUGGGAACAGUUAGUCCCUCUACAAUAGUCCUCUGCAAUUUUUAGUUAGAAAGAACCUGAUUCUUAGAGCAUCCUAAUGGUGUCGUGCAGAUACACUGGACCAAAAGGCAAAUGGAGAAGAUGAUGAAUGCUUCUAGUAUUACUUUAUCAUUUGAUGUCUUCUAUUCUUGCCAUCUCAGCAAAUUAAAAGUUAAAAGAACAGGUAGUUCAAAAUUCCUUGGGAUCUCAGCUACCAUCUUGAUCUAUCAGCUGGGGUUGAGAAAAUUGCAGCUAGCUUAAGCAAAUGCAUAUCUGAUGAACCACACAUUUGGUCUCUCUAUGCUGACAUCGAGAGAAGUGAUAACAAGAGCUCUUUCAACUGAGAAAGUGGGACGAUUACUACGCGAGUAAACUUGCAAUCUUCUUGCUUGCUGGUUGUUCUCUCGGCGAGGAUGGGUGAUCUGGACUUUUGCAUGCAGCCUUUGUAAAGUGUCCGCGAGACUUAAUUAAACCCUUGACAACAUAAAAAUUUAGUCAUGUUUAUAUAGAAACAGUCGAUUGUUGUCAUGUAGAAUCAGAGAUAUACAACCAAGUUUUGCAGUCUA
Messenger RNA from Coffea eugenioides, 3346 nucleotides. Its product is annotated as chloride channel protein CLC-e. Lineage: Eukaryota; Viridiplantae; Streptophyta; Magnoliopsida; Gentianales; Rubiaceae. The coding region runs from base 353 to 2704 and encodes 783 amino acids. The record is from RefSeq and is a predicted model, not a curated record. Gene Ontology annotation, molecular function: voltage-gated chloride channel activity. The transcript has 7 exons. Gene Ontology annotation, cellular component: chloroplast thylakoid membrane. Gene Ontology annotation, biological process: transmembrane transport; chloride transport.